AUGCCUUCCUUUCCGUCUAGGCCGCUGGUAAGGCCUCGGGAUGACGGCUUGCAGCUAAGCUACCAACUCCCUCACCGCGUGCACACGGCUAAAGGCUACCCCCUCCUCGCCCCCAAUGGCUCAUCCAUCAUCGUUUACGGUUAUGAAACUGGACUGAAAGUAAUAUGGAGAGGAGGAAGACCGUUCUCAAACGAGAAGUCUUCCACCCCAAGAGUAGACAGGCCGCGGAAACCCAGCAACGCCAAUGAUGAUGCGGUCAUGAUCAUCGACUCCGAUGACGAGAGCACCGCGGAGACUCAGCAUACUCAGCAGGAUGAGGAGCCGGACUACCAGUUUGAAGAAGACGAAUCCGAGGUGGAUCCGAUUCACCCUUAUGAGGAUGUACUGCGCCAGAUCGACAUACCCCUUGGGAGUAGAGUACUCGAACUGGCUGUACCUCGCAUCCUACCCGAAACAGCGCGCUCCUCGCUCGAUCCAUUUCCCCCAGCCUUGACGAAGGACAUUGUUGUCGCAGCUGUGUGCGCAGACUAUUCUACCCGCAUCGUAACUCUGCCUCUGUUGCCCCCCCACCCUACGCAGAGUGAAAUUGGAAUCCAGACGGUCUCAAUCAGCGGCGGAGUUUCUCACCAGGAGACACCCAGGGGAGUCAGUGCGACCUUUACCUAUCAGGAAUUCGAUCAACAGGAUCAGGAUUCUUCUCGAACCCAAGGUGCAUCCCGCUCGAGCACAGGCAGGUGGGAUCUUCUCGUCGCAACACAUUCUGCCGAAUCGUCGGGUCUUCUCAUCGUCCAUCGGAUCCCGAUUACAGAGGAGGAAACGGCGAGCGGUGCUGUAUAUCAUCUGCGCGAUGAUGAAAUUGAGACUAGGCGACGGUACUUGCCAGCCCCUGCGGUGAACGUCUCAUUCAAUCCGUCCGGCUACCCAGCACCACGACACUCCACGUUGCUUGUCGCAUUCCAUAGCGGGUGUCUCAAGAUAUACUCCUGCUUCACUGUGAAGCCACUCAAGGCCUCGCGAAGGUCGUCCGCUCCCCAGAGCGACUUUGAGACGUCAGAGACGGAAGGCAGGUGGUUGAUCAGUCUUUACCCUGGUUUUGAGCAGUCUGCUUCGGGACUCGCGCGGCGGAAAACCAUCAUCAACGCGGAAUGGGUGCUCGGGGGACGUGCCAUCUUGGUCCUGACGUCAGAUGGGGAAUGGGGGGUCUGGGAUAUCGAGGGGGCCGGCCCUGGGACCAUCAAAGGCCCACUUCAGCGUCAGUCCAGUGUGCAGGGGGUGACUGGAGGUUCUUUGACCGCGUUUUCCGUCAGCGGUCGGAUCUUGAGCCCUUUGCCUGGCGCCAGCCGUUCCGAGAUGAGUGGACCAACCUUCGAACAACGACCCAGGUUCGCGCCCUUGACACCAUCUACGAAACGGUUGCGUGAAGAUACAUUGCUAAAGGGCGGCUCCACUGGAACAGCCAGCCCUUCCCUUAGUGGAGCUAUCUCGGUGUACCAGACUAACUCCUGGAAGGAUGCACUGCCCGAUGAAUCGAUCUUGCUGCAGCAUGGCGACCAAAGCGCGGUCAUCCCCAGUCUACUAUCUUUGUGGCGCAACACCGUCAAGGCCAGUGGCACGUUCGAUGCGUCCAAUCGCUGCCGGGUCUCUCCCAUCCAAGAUAUAUCGUUGAUGGGAGAACGCUUGAAAGGAAUCGGACACCUCCCGGCGGCCUCCCGCCAUACUUGCGGGCAAAGCUUCGAUAUGCUUCUAACCGCCGAACACCGGGUGGUGAUUCUCGCCCCGAGACUAACUGAGCCACAGCCCGCCCCUAUCCCUCGAGCGCCACUCGUUGAAACGUUGACUACGGAAACGGAUCAGCAGAUGCUUCAAAAGGGACAGCUCGGUGUUGACGGAAUGGACCGGCUACUGAGUGGCAUGGCCAGCACGAAGCGAUCCCUCCGCAUAGGGAGCCCAAUCAAGCGCGCGCGGAUCUUUACUUAG
Messenger RNA from Aspergillus sclerotioniger CBS 115572, 1977 nucleotides. RefSeq lists its product as uncharacterized. NCBI's taxonomy places the organism in Eukaryota, Fungi, Ascomycota, Eurotiomycetes, Eurotiales, Aspergillaceae. The record is from RefSeq and is a predicted model, not a curated record. The transcript is spliced from 2 exons. Bases 1 to 1977 code for a protein of 658 amino acids. Gene Ontology annotation, molecular function: protein binding.